Molecule: messenger RNA, 841 nt
Organism: Chlorella variabilis
Lineage: Eukaryota; Viridiplantae; Chlorophyta; Trebouxiophyceae; Chlorellales; Chlorellaceae
Exons: 6
Coding region: 26-841 (271 amino acids)
Molecular function (GO): peptidyl-prolyl cis-trans isomerase activity
Source: RefSeq, a predicted model, not a curated record
UGCCAUCACACGCCGCGUCAGUCGCAUGCCUACCCGCUGCUCCGCCACCCAGCCGCAGCAGCUCCAGCACACCCAGCAGCGAGCACAGGCAGCCCGCUCCUCACCCGCGAUGCUGCGGCAGCUAGCUGGGCGCGCCGCCACCGCCGCCGCCGCCGGGGGCGGCGCCCGCCGCUCGCUGCACCGCUCCUCCCUGGUGUGCCUGGCAGCCAAGCAGGUGGAGGUGUCUCACAUCCUGCUGAGCCCCGACAAGAAGGGCCUGCUGCCCCAGCUGCGCCAGCAGAUCCAGGCGGGCGAGGCCAGCCUGGCGGCGCUGGCAGCGGAGCACAGCCAGUGCCCCAGCCGGAGCAACGGCGGCAGCCUGGGGUGGAUCGCCAAGGGCCAGACGGUGGCGGAGUUUGAGGAGGCGGCCUUUGGGUGCGCCCCAGGAGCCCUGGCCAUGUGCGAGACGCGGUUCGGCGUGCACCUGCUGACGGUGACGGCGGAGCGGCAGGCGGCCGAGGUGAGGCACAUGUCGGUGCAGGAGCUGGCGGAGUCGCUGGCGGCGCGCAGCGCUGGCGCCAACGAGGACGUGCAGUAUGUGGAUGUGCGGGAGGAGCGGGAGGAGGAGCUGGCACGCCUGCCCCACUUCCAGCUGCUGCCGCUCAGCAGGUUUGAGUCUUGGAGCGCCCAGAUCGGCUCGCUGCUGGACAAGGAGAAGGAGACGGUGUGCCUGUGCCACCACGGCGUGCGCAGCAUGCAGAUGAGCCAGUGGCUGCUCCAGCAGGGGUUCACAAACGUGCGCAACGUGACGGGCGGCAUCGCAGCCUACGCCGCCAUCGACCCCUCCGUGCCAGAGUACUGA